Molecule: messenger RNA, 7367 nt
Organism: Mus musculus (house mouse)
Lineage: Eukaryota; Metazoa; Chordata; Mammalia; Rodentia; Muridae
Gene: Abl1
Product: c-abl oncogene 1, non-receptor tyrosine kinase
Exons: 12
Coding region: 1551-4904 (1117 amino acids)
Biological process (GO): regulation of Cdc42 protein signal transduction; neuromuscular process controlling balance; positive regulation of T cell migration
Cellular component (GO): cytoplasm; postsynaptic density; ruffle
Molecular function (GO): protein kinase C binding; protein tyrosine kinase activity; protein kinase activity
Source: RefSeq, marked validated
GUGGCGCGGCUCGUAAUCCAUUAUGGCGGCCUCGGGGGUCGGUGUCUCUCCCUGAGAGGCGUCGGAGCUGGAACCGGGUGCCGGGUCCUGCGGCUGAGGACUCCUAACGCGGCACACACCCUCACUGGCUGGAGAAGCCGGGUUCCUGGACUGAGCCGGGCAUGUGACUGCUCGGCGGCGGUGGCAGGGGCCGGUGCCGGGGGAGGGGUGUCUCGGGUAGAGACCCUUGGGCUCGGGGCAGCUGAGGCGCCGGGCCUCCUCCCCUGUGGCUGCCUCCAGGUUCCGGACCGCGGGAAUCCUUCGUCCCUCCUAGUCCUGCUCUGGCUCUGGGACACCCAGAGUGGUCUCUGUUUCUCCUUACCUGGAACACCCUGUUUCCUGAGGAGGAGCGUCGCCCCCGAAUAAGCCUCCCGCGCCCUGCCUGGGAAGUCUCUUUCUCACCCCGAGACCGCCUUUCGCUCGAUUUCAACCCCAAGUUUGCCACGGAGUCCCUCAUUCAAACCAUCUCCCUGCUGUCAAGAGAUCUUCGGGGCGUCCUCCCAGAUUGCUUUCGCCGGCCUCCGAUGUCCUGACUUCUUCCAAUGUCACCUACAGCCCCCUUGGUCACAGUGCAGCCCAAAACUUUAAUGCAAAGGAAAAGUCUGGAUUGGUUUCACAGGCCUUUUAAAAAGCGGACUUAAAAGUUGCUGGUCAUGCAUUUCUUCUCGGCAGAGUGGAGAGCAAGCUCUCGAUGAGAUCUGUGUGACCCGUGUCAUUUUUCCGGAGAGCAGGGCAGGGAAGUGAGAGCGGCAGGAAAUUUGUUACAAGAUGGAGAGACAGAGAUAGGGGAUUGGUUGACUUCCACAGAAAAGAUUGCAGAGAAUAUAAAAGCAGCUCAGCCUUUGCUUCUCGCUGGGGAGUUGAAAUGACUUUCAGUGCCGUUGGCCCUUUUCUGACUUUUCUGUGAAUAGUUUUAUCUAAAGUUCCCCUCUUGCAAAGAAAGUGUUCCUCAGCUCGCAACGUAGACUUAGAUUGAAGAAACUUUUGGCAUUGCGGUUACAUGACUUCAAACUAAUUACCCUGGAAAAGAAUUCCAGGCUCCUGUUUACAUGUGUGAACCUCAAACCCAGCUUCCCUUUGUCAUGGAAGUUGUCUGUCUGUGAUUGACCCAAGUUACUGACCCAAGACGGUGGUGUGAAGUUCUGGGUAUAUACUGUUGCCUGCUAACCCCCACGGACCAUUCUGAAAAGUCUUGAACCCUCUUCUGGAAAGGGGCACCUAUUAUUGCUUUAUGGGGCAGCAGCCUGGAAAAGUUCUUGGGGACCAAAGAAGGCCUAGUUUGCCCGCCCUGCAUUUUAUCAAAGGGGCAGGGAAGAGGGACUCAUCGAGGCAUGGGGGCCCACACUGCAAUGUCUUUGUGGAACACGCUGUCUUCAGACACCCCAGAAGAGGGCAUCAGGUCUCAUUAUGGAUGGUUGUGAGCCACCAUGUGGUUGCGGGGAUUUGAACUCAGGACCUCGGGAAGAGCAGUCGGUGCUCUCAACCUCUGAGCCAUCUCUCCAGCCUCCGACAUGAUAUCUUUUGACCUUCUCAGUGAUGAGCUGCACUUGAAACUUCUCGUUUUGGAUGUAGAAGCCCUGCAGAGGCCAGUGGCAUCUGACUUUGAGCCCCAGGGUCUCAGCGAAGCAGCUCGAUGGAACUCCAAGGAAAACCUUCUUGCUGGGCCCAGUGAAAAUGACCCCAACCUUUUUGUGGCACUCUAUGAUUUUGUGGCCAGUGGAGAUAACACUCUCAGCAUCACUAAAGGUGAAAAGCUCCGGGUCUUGGGUUAUAAUCACAAUGGGGAAUGGUGUGAAGCCCAAACGAAAAAUGGCCAAGGAUGGGUCCCAAGCAACUACAUCACCCCCGUCAACAGCCUGGAGAAACAUUCCUGGUAUCAUGGCCCUGUAUCUCGGAAUGCUGCUGAGUAUCUGCUGAGCAGCGGAAUCAACGGCAGCUUCUUAGUGCGGGAGAGUGAGAGUAGCCCUGGCCAGAGAUCCAUCUCGCUGCGGUAUGAAGGGAGGGUGUACCACUACAGGAUCAACACUGCCUCUGAUGGCAAGCUGUACGUGUCCUCCGAGAGCCGCUUCAACACUCUGGCUGAGUUAGUUCACCAUCACUCCACGGUGGCUGAUGGCCUCAUCACCACACUCCACUACCCAGCUCCCAAGCGCAACAAGCCCACUAUCUACGGUGUGUCCCCCAACUACGACAAGUGGGAAAUGGAGCGCACCGACAUCACCAUGAAGCACAAGUUGGGUGGAGGCCAGUACGGGGAGGUGUACGAGGGCGUUUGGAAGAAGUACAGCCUCACUGUGGCCGUGAAGACCUUGAAGGAGGACACCAUGGAGGUGGAGGAGUUCCUGAAGGAAGCGGCGGUGAUGAAGGAGAUCAAACACCCUAACCUGGUGCAGCUGCUAGGGGUGUGUACCCGGGAACCACCAUUCUACAUAAUCACUGAGUUCAUGACCUAUGGGAACCUGCUGGACUACCUGAGGGAGUGUAACCGGCAGGAGGUGAGCGCCGUGGUACUGCUCUACAUGGCCACACAGAUCUCAUCAGCCAUGGAGUACUUGGAGAAGAAGAACUUCAUCCACAGAGACCUUGCUGCCCGGAACUGCCUGGUAGGGGAAAACCACUUGGUGAAGGUGGCUGAUUUUGGCCUGAGCAGGUUGAUGACAGGGGACACCUACACGGCCCAUGCUGGAGCCAAAUUCCCCAUCAAAUGGACCGCACCUGAGAGCCUGGCCUACAACAAGUUCUCCAUCAAGUCGGACGUGUGGGCAUUUGGAGUAUUGCUCUGGGAGAUUGCUACCUAUGGCAUGUCACCUUACCCGGGAAUUGACCUGUCUCAGGUUUAUGAGCUGCUGGAAAAAGACUACCGCAUGGAGCGCCCUGAAGGCUGCCCGGAGAAGGUCUACGAGCUCAUGCGAGCAUGUUGGCAGUGGAACCCCUCUGACCGGCCCUCCUUUGCUGAAAUCCACCAAGCCUUUGAAACCAUGUUCCAGGAAUCCAGUAUCUCAGAUGAGGUGGAGAAGGAGCUGGGGAAACGAGGCACGAGAGGAGGUGCUGGGAGUAUGCUGCAGGCCCCAGAGCUGCCCACCAAGACCAGAACCUGCAGGAGAGCAGCUGAGCAGAAAGAUGCGCCUGACACCCCUGAGCUGCUCCACACGAAGGGCCUGGGAGAAAGCGAUGCACUGGACAGUGAGCCUGCUGUAUCGCCACUGCUUCCUCGGAAAGAGCGCGGGCCCCCAGACGGCAGCCUAAAUGAAGAUGAGCGCCUUCUCCCCAGAGACAGAAAGACCAACCUGUUCAGCGCUUUGAUCAAGAAGAAGAAGAAAAUGGCGCCGACGCCCCCUAAGCGCAGCAGUUCCUUCCGAGAGAUGGAUGGCCAGCCAGACCGCAGAGGGGCUAGUGAGGAUGACAGCAGGGAACUCUGCAAUGGACCACCAGCUCUCACCUCAGACGCAGCAGAGCCUACCAAGUCCCCAAAGGCCAGCAAUGGGGCUGGCGUCCCUAAUGGAGCCUUCCGGGAGCCGGGCAACUCAGGCUUCCGUUCUCCCCACAUGUGGAAAAAGUCCAGCACACUGACCGGGAGCCGCCUGGCUGCUGCCGAAGAGGAGAGCGGCAUGAGCUCCAGUAAGCGCUUCCUGCGUUCUUGUUCGGCCUCCUGCAUGCCCCAUGGGGCAAGGGACACAGAGUGGCGGUCGGUCACGCUGCCUCGAGACCUGCCGUCUGCUGGCAAGCAGUUUGACUCAUCCACCUUUGGAGGGCACAAAAGCGAAAAGCCAGCUCUGCCUCGGAAACGCACCAGUGAGAGCAGGUCUGAGCAGGUGGCCAAAAGCACGGCGAUGCCCCCUCCCCGGCUGGUGAAGAAGAACGAGGAGGCUGCUGAAGAAGGCUUCAAAGACACAGAAUCCAGCCCUGGCUCCAGCCCUCCCAGCUUGACUCCCAAACUCCUCCGCAGGCAGGUCACUGCCUCUCCUUCCUCUGGCCUCUCUCACAAGGAAGAGGCCACCAAGGGCAGUGCCUCAGGCAUGGGGACUCCGGCCACUGCAGAGCCAGCACCCCCCAGCAACAAAGUGGGCCUCAGCAAGGCCUCCUCUGAGGAGAUGCGCGUAAGGAGGCACAAGCACAGCUCGGAGUCCCCAGGGAGAGACAAGGGGCGACUGGCUAAGCUCAAGCCUGCCCCGCCGCCUCCUCCUGCCUGCACAGGAAAAGCAGGCAAGCCCGCACAGAGCCCCAGCCAAGAGGCCGGGGAGGCAGGGGGGCCCACAAAGACAAAAUGCACGAGUCUGGCUAUGGAUGCUGUGAACACUGACCCCACCAAGGCCGGCCCACCUGGAGAAGGACUGAGAAAGCCUGUGCCCCCAUCUGUGCCAAAGCCCCAGUCGACGGCUAAGCCUCCAGGGACUCCCACCAGCCCGGUCUCCACCCCCUCCACAGCACCAGCUCCUUCACCCCUGGCUGGGGACCAGCAGCCAUCUUCUGCCGCCUUCAUCCCCCUCAUAUCAACCCGUGUGUCUCUUAGGAAGACCCGCCAGCCGCCAGAGCGCAUUGCCAGUGGCACCAUCACCAAGGGUGUGGUUCUGGACAGUACUGAGGCCCUGUGCCUUGCCAUCUCCCGGAACUCAGAGCAGAUGGCCAGCCACAGUGCUGUACUGGAGGCUGGCAAGAACCUGUACACUUUCUGUGUGAGCUAUGUGGACUCUAUCCAGCAGAUGAGGAACAAGUUUGCCUUCCGUGAGGCUAUCAACAAGCUGGAGAGCAACCUCCGAGAGCUGCAGAUCUGCCCUGCCACAGCCUCCAGUGGGCCAGCUGCCACCCAAGACUUCAGCAAGCUGCUCAGCUCUGUGAAGGAGAUCAGCGACAUUGUCCGGAGGUAGCAGCAACCAGUGUAUGUCAGCAAGAGAUGUUGCAGUUCACAGGGCUCUUGUGCCUAUAAAGAUGGGGACAGGGGACUGGGGAGCUGGCGUCUUUCCCCAGGAGCUUUAAAGAGAGACAAGCAGAGCCUGAGGGAGACCUGGAUGGAGCCUGGUGGAGUUGGCUCUUCCUCCUGUGUUGUGCACCAGCUGCCCUGCACCUUUCCUGUCCAGCCCAGGCGUCAGCCACCUCUCCUCACUGCCUGUGGAUGGGUCUCCUGCUCUGAAGACUACAUCUGGCCUGCCUGGCCACCAGGCUUCUCACUCCCCGGUGCCUCAGACCCAGCUCCCAGGUCAGCCUGGAGUGCUCUUCCCUGUCCUUGCAGAACGACCUCCUCUGAUGGACCUUCUUGUCACCAAGGCAUGGGAGCCCCUGUGCUUACUGUACCUGCACCUUUGAUGCUUACAAACUGUCCCCGAGAGCCUGUGCUCACUGUGUUUUCAUUGGAAGGAAGCUGUCGCUUUAAGGGUCAUGAGGUGCUAAAGCCAGGGGCCCAGAUGGGUGGGCACUGGAAACAGGAGCUGGGCAGUGUGGUCUGUCACCUGCUCUCAGUAUCUUCAGCAGUGUGCCCGGCAGAUCUUGGACAGCAAGCUUGAGUUUUAUGGGUGGCAGUCACUGGCUGGCUAGGCACAUAGCCAGGCCAAACCUAGGCCUCCAAGGGCUCCCCAAAAUCUGAAUUUCUGAGUAGUCUUCAUCCCCUCUCCUGCUCUAAGGUCAGGUCCAUCCUCUCUGGUCCUUACCUUGAUGACAAGGAUCCAGCCUUCUGGUGUUUUUGAGCAUUUCAAAGGUCUGCAUAGAAAGGAACAGCCACUAGGUACAAACAGGCAGGAAUCUGGGCUCUCCUGAGCCCUGACUGCUUCUCAGAACUGCUGCUUAACCACUGAGAACAGUGCUCAGCCCAGAGCUCCUGAGAGCCAUGCACAUCACGCUGGGGUUGGGUGUCCCUUGCAGACUCAGCCAGGGGGGCCAUAUCUUCCUCCUAAGGCAGGCAGGACCAGAGCUGAGCACAGGCACAGGUGUGGGCGACUCCUUGACUAACCCAGAGCCGCCAGCCUAGGCCUCGUGCCAGGCUGACCCAAAACAGGGCGCAUGCCUAGGCCUUGUACCAGGCUGGAAGACACCUCCACACUCCCUGCUUCUCCACUGCAGGUGUGCUGUGCUGGCCCCAGGCCCACACUGAUCACCUAGAUGCGGGCCUGGUAGAGAUGAUUUCCUCUGGAUGGUCUUCCAUGGUCCUCGUAGCACCUCACCUCGUUACCUCCAAAGGCUGCUCUGCAGCCCAAGGGAGGCUGUGCCACACUGCCAGCGACCUUGAAUAGCCAGACACCGCCAUCCCCUGACACUGUGCUCACAAGGCCCCUGCUCUGUUGCUGCCGUGGGUGCCACUAUAUUUUGUAUUACACUUUGAUAUUACACUCUUUUUUAAAAUAGACUUGCGCUCUUAUAAAUGACAUGUAAAUAGUUCACCACUGUGCCCCCUCUGGCACACCAACAGCAUUCCCCUUUUUUCUCAGUCCAGUACAUUUUGUUUCUGUAUAUGACUGUUUUUUGAAUCCAAAUCUCUCUGUAGUAUUUUUUAAAUAAAUGUUUACAGAACUAUCGACAGACUGCUUGGUCUGUGAUUCAUCUCUGCAAGCCCUCAUGUCCCAGCCCGUGUGUCCCGAGCAUAUCGUUGCCAGCUGCCCAGCUCUUGGCAGCCUCACAGCAGAUGGUAGUGUCCUGUGUCGGGCCGGAAGUAGGAGCGGCUAAGCACCUGAGAUUCUUGCUGGCGGAGUGAGUCCCUCCCCGGCAUGCCUCUGCCUUCAGCCGCUCAGUGCUCUCUCUCUCUCAUGUGGCUUCGGGUGCCAGCUGUUAGGCUUCAGUGGACAGUGAACAAACGCCUCGGCAGGCUCCGUGGACUAUGCUUCAGUCACUGGAGCUCAGGCAAGGAUGCCAAGGCCACAGGCUGGGGUGCCCUGCCACUCCAACAACUCGCCACACAGAAGCUCUGCCUCCCCUGGCUGUCAUAUGUCAUGCAUGUUGAAGUGGGUCGGAGUUGUCCAGUGAAUCUAGACACUGGCCAUCCUGCAGGUCUUCUGUAGCCAAUAGGGUCAUCCUUGAGUGGCUGUCUAACAGGAGGUUCCAGGGACAGCCUCCACAGCUACCACUUGUGCUUUUGUGUGUGACAUGGGCCUAAGAGGGCUCCCAGUGGCCUCAAGCAAGUACUGUUUGCCUGUUUUCUCGAUUUCUUGUAAGGCCACAGGAGUGAGACCUGUCACCUUGGCCCAAGCAUAAAAUACUCCAUGUCUCCGAAAUAAGGUCCUGAUGUGUCAUUGGAAACUUAUUUCUGUGGCUACCUUUCUUGUCAGACGUGGUGGUGCCCACAAAGGCAGGUGGCCUGGCCUACAGAGCAAGAUCCGGGGCAGUCAGAGGGAAACCCUGGCUUG